Messenger RNA from Tupaia belangeri chinensis (Chinese tree shrew), 5968 nucleotides. Its product is annotated as apomucin. Bases 61 to 5799 code for a protein of 1912 amino acids. The record is from RefSeq and is a predicted model, not a curated record. Gene Ontology annotation, molecular function: protein binding. NCBI's taxonomy places the organism in Eukaryota, Metazoa, Chordata, Mammalia, Scandentia, Tupaiidae. The transcript has 42 exons.
CCAUUAUUCUUCCAAUUAGGAACAACUGGAGGAGCAGAUGCAGUCACUACUGGAUCUGCCAUGGAAAACACAUCUGGAAGAGCAGGGACUACUGAACCAUCAGUUCCUGAAACAACGAGGGUCCCCGGAAGUGAGACAACGAGGGCCCCUGGCAGCGAGGAGACGACAAAAGCCACCAGCAGAGAGACGACAACGAGAGCCCCAGGCAGGGAGGAGACGGUAGUGCCCAGCAGAGAGACAACGAGAGCCCCUGGCAGCGAGGAGACGACAAAAGCCACCAGCAGAGAGACGACAACAAGAGUCCCGGGCAGUGAGGAGACAGUGAUAGUGCCCAGCAGAGAGACAACGAGAGUCCCAGGCAGUGAGGAGACGACAGUGCCCAGCAGAGAGACAACGAGAGCCCCAGGCAGUGAGGAGACGACAAGAGCCACCAGCAGAGAGAUGACAACGAGAGCCCCAGGCAGGGAAGAGACAACGAUAGUGCCCAGCAGAGAGACAACGAGAGCCCCAGGCAGGGAGGAGACAACGAUAGUGCCCAGCAGAGAGACGACGAGAGUCCCAGGCAGUGAGCAGACAACGACAGUGCCCAGCAGAGAGACAACGAGAGCCCCAGGCAGUGAGGAGACGACAAGAGCCACCAGCAGAGAGACGACAACGAGAGCCCCAGGCAGGGAGGAGACAACGAUAGUGCCCAGCAGAGAGACAACGAGAGCCCCAGGCAGGGAGGAGACGACAAAAGCCACCAUCAGAGAGACGACAACGAGAGUCCCGGGCAGUGAGGAGACAGUGAUAGUGCCCAGCAGAGAGACAACGAGAGUCCCAGGCAGUGAGGAGACAACGAUAGUGCCUAGCAGAGAGACGACGAGAGUCCCAGGCAGGGAGGAGACAACGACAGUGCCCAGCAGAGAGACGACGAGAGUCCCAGGCAGUGAGGAGACGACAAGAGCCACCAGCAGAGAGACGACAACGAGAGCCCCAGGCAGGGAGGAGACAACGAUAGUGCCCAGCAGAGAGACAACGAGAACCCCUGGCAGUGAGAGGACAACAGCUUACAACACUGAAGUGACACCAUCUGAAGGCCAGUCAGAAAUAACUGGAGGGGGAUAUGCACCCACCACUGGAGCUACUGGUGAAAACACUUCUGGGACAUCAGGGAUAACUGGACCAUCAGAUAGAGAGACAGGAACAACUGGACCAUCGGAAAAAGUUACAGGAAAUUCUGUACAAUCAUCUGGAGUGACAGGGACAACUGGCUCAUCAGCUGGAGGUUCAGGGACACCAGAUAGAGUAUUUGGAACAACUGCACCAUCAGCUGGAGUAUCAGAGACAACUGGCCCAUGGGUAGGAGUGACACUGACAACUGGGAAAUCAAAUGAGGUGACUAGGGCCAAUGGGCCAUCAACUGGAGUGAUAGGGACAACUGAACCAGCAGACGAAGGAUCAGAAUCAACUGAACCAUCAGUUAUAGGAUCAAGAACAACUGGAAGAUCAGCAACAGAAUUAAAAACAAUUGAGCCUUCAUUUGGAGGAUCAGGUACAACUGGUCCACCUAAUGAAGAAACUGGGAAAAUUACAUCAUUGGUUACAGGAUCAGGUACAACUAGACAAUCAGUUGAAACAACUGGGACAACUAGACAAUCAGGUACAGGAUCAGGGACAACUGGACCAUCAGAUGAAAUGAAAGGAACAGCUGAAGUAUCAACUACAGGACUAAAGACAACUGGACCUUCAUCUGAAGGAUCAGCUACAACUGGACUCUCUGCUAUAAAAACUGGGACAACUAGCAUAAGAGUUGGAGAAACUGAGAUAACUGGAGGAUCAAUUACAACUAAAACAUCAACUAUAGAACUAGGAACAACAGAACCUUCAACUACAAGUAGAGCAUCUGUUGAUGAAACUUGGACAGUGGGCCCAACAGUUGGUGACUCUGGGACAAGUGGACCUUCAUCUGGAGGAUCAGGCACUACAAGACCAUCAGCUGCAGGACUAGGGACAACUGGACCUUCAUCUGGAGGAUCAGGAACAACUGGAUCAUCAGCUAUAGGAUUAGGGACAACUGGACUUUCACCUAAAGGAUCAGGAACAACUAGAUCAUCAGCAGUAGGAUUAGGGACAACUGAACCUUCACCUGAAGGGUCAAAUACAACUGACACAUGGGUUAGAGAAACUGGAAGAACUGGUCCAACAUCUGGAGAAUCUGAGACAACUGAAUCAUUACCUGGAGGAUCAGGUACAACUAGACCAUCAGCUACAGGGCUAGGGACAACGGUACCUUCACCUGGAGCAUCAGGUACACCAGGCUCUACUGUUGAAGAAACUUGGACAAUGGGCACAACAUUUGGAGAUUCUGGGACAACUACAUCUAUAUAUGGAGGAUCAGGUACAAGUAAUCAAUCAGCUAAAACACUAGUGACAAGUGGACCUUCUUCUGGAGGAUCAGGUACAAUGGGACCAUCAGUUACAGGACUAGGGACAAGUGAACCUACAUCUGAAGAAUCAGGUACAACUACACCAUCAGCUAGAGGAUUAGGGACAACUGGACCUUCAAGUUCAACUGGCACAGCCUUUGAAGAAACUGGGACAUCUGGCUCAAAAGUUGGAGAAUCUGGGACAACUGGACUCAUACCUGGAGUAUCAGGUACAACAAGACCAUCAGCUACAGAAUUAGGGACAUCGGGUCCUUCAUCUGGAGUAUCAGGUACAACUAGGUCAUCAGCUACAGGAUUAGGUACAGCUGGACCUUCAUCUGGAGGAUCAGGGACAACAGGACCAUCAGCUAUAGAACUAGAGACAACUGAACCUUCAUCCAGAGGAUCAAAUACAACUGACUCAUCUGUUAGAGAAACUGGAAAAACAGUUCCAACAGUUGUAAAAUCUGGGACAACUGAAUCAUUACCUGGAGUAUCAGGUACAACUAGACCAUCAGCUAUAGGACUAGGGACAACUGAACCUUCAUCUGGAGGAUCAGGUACAACUGGAUCUUCAGAUACAGGAUUAGAGACAACUGGACCUUCAAAUGAAGGAUCAGGAACAACUGGACCAUCAGUCAUAGGACUAAAGACAACUGAACCUUCAUCCAGGGGAUCCAAUACAACUGACACAUCUGCUAGAGAAACUGGAAGAACUUCCCCAACAAUUGGAGAGUCUGGGACAACUGAAUCAUUAGCUGGAGGAUCAGGUACAACUAGACCAUCAACUACAGGACUAGGGACAACUGAGCCUUCAUUUGGAGGGUCAAGUACACCUGGCCCAUCUGUUGAAGAAACUGAGACAACUGGCUCAACAGUUGGAAAGUUUGGCACAACUGGACCUUUAUCGGGAGGAUCAGGUACAACUACAGUAUUAGGUACAACUGAACCUUCACUUGGAGAAUCAGGUACAACUAGACAGUCAGGUACAAUACUGGAGUCAACUGGACCUUCAUCUGAAGGAUCAGCUACAACUGGCCCAUCUGUUGAAGAAACUUGGACAACUGGCUCAACACUUGGAGAUUCUGGGACAACUGGAUCUAUAUCUGGAGGAUCAGGUUCCACGGGAGCUGUCCUUGGCUCAACAUUUGCACCAGGAAUUAACUCUACUGAGGCCACAACUGCUACAGGAACCAUGGGAACAGGACUGCCAGGAGGUAUCACUACAGUUAUCUCUGAGACAUCUGUUCAAACAGGAAUUUCCAACACAGAGGCCACAACGUCCACUGAAGAUGUUGGUACCACUGGAGUUGGAUUCAAAACAGACACCACUGGCAGUGCCCCUGACAUAACUGCUGCCCCUGGCAGUUCUAAUACAGAGGCAACCACUUUCACAGGAAAGGGCAGGACAACCCAAACAGAAGAGACAGAAGCUACCACCAGGGUUUCAAUGGGGGUCAGCAGCAGUUCAGGGGUUCCUAAACCAGGCACUUCUGGUGAAUUCUCUGGGACAACCAUUAAAUCUGAAGUUUCCAACACAGAGACUACAAGUUUCACAGGAACUGGAGGCAGUGCUAGAACUGAAUCCAGAACAGCCAUCACGGGGGUAGUCCCUGGCACAACAGUUGCCCCUGGUGGUUCUAACACAGAGGCUACAACUAUUCUAGAAGGAAGUAGAACAACAAGAGUUGGAAUAGUCACAGGCACAACUGGCAUAGUCUCUAGAGAAACUGUGGAACCUGGAACUUAUCAAACAGAGGCCACAACUUCCACAGGGAGUAGGAUUACCCAAGCAGAACUUCCAGGAGGUACUCCGGGAGAAUCCUCCAAGACAACCAUUACAUUUGGAAGUUCCUACACAGAGUCCACAACUGUAACAAAAGGCAGCAGCACAGUAAGCACCACUGCAACACCAGGAGGCCAAGCAAGUGGGAACGUGACAGAGGCCACAACUUCUGUAGGAGGAAGUGAAACAACAAGAGUUGGGAUAAUCACAGAUACUGCUGAGGGCAUCUCUAGUAAAACUCGGGAACCUGUAAGUGCCCGUACAGAGGCCACAACUUUCCCAGGAGACAGUGGGACCGCCAGGACAGAACUGGCCAAAGGUACUACUGGAGAAUUUUCUGGAACAACUAUUAUAUUUGGAAGUUCUAGUACGGAGGCCAUAACCUCUACAGAAGCAACUAGUACUACUGGAACUGGACUCAAAACUGCCGGCAUCUCGACAACACCAGGGGACCAAGCAGUAUUCCCCGUAGAAGAUGGAGUGACUGGGGAUGCCAAAACUACCAUUCCAGGGAGCCAGCUCUCUAGCAGUCAAACAGUGACCAGUGGGAGAGUCUCUGGCAAAACUGUUGAACCUGGGAGUUCUGUCACCGGAGUAACUAACAUAAUUCCAGGGAGUGAACCUACUGAAAGUGAAACAGGUCCUACCAAGACAGUCUCUGAGAUUACAGCUUCACCUGGAAUUUCUGGAACAGAGCCCACAACUUUUAAAGAAGGUGUUGGAUCCACCAAAGCAGGAAUUUCACCAGGAACCACUAGCCAAACAGUUAUUUCGGGAAGUUCCGUCUCAGGUACCUCCAAGGAAGCAUCUGAAACAACCACUGCUCCUGGAAUUUCUACCACAGUUUCUACCUCACCUCCAGCUGGAAACAAAACAAGCCCACAAGAAUCUCCGCCAGAAUGUCUAGCAUCACUUCCUCCAGCUCCAGUUUGUCAUGGUCCACUGGGAGAAGAGAAAUCUCCUGGAGACAGAUGGACUGCCAAUUGCCAUACGUGUACCUGUACCGAGGAAAAGACUAUCGACUGUAAGCCUAAGGAAUGCCCAUCUCCACCCACAUGCAAAACUGGAGAGAAGCUUGUGAAGUUCAAAUCUAAUGACAGCUGCUGUGAAACUGGAUACUGUGAACCAAGAACAUGUUUAUUCAAUGAUACCGACUAUGCGAUUGGAACUUCAUUUAGCGACCCCAGGAAUCCCUGCGUCACCUAUUCCUGCAACAACACUGGCUUCACUGUAGACGUCCAAACCUGCCCGAAGCAGACCUGGUGUGCAGAAGAAGAUAGAAUCUAUGAAUCAAACAAAUGUUGCUACACAUGUAAGAAGGAUUGCCGAAUUUCAUCAGUGAAUGUGACUGUUAAUCUCAAUGACUGCAAGAAAAAAGUCAUGAUGGCAAAAUGCACAGGCGAAUGCCAAAAGACCGUCAAAUACAAUUAUGAAUUGCUUCAGUUGGAAAAUAUAUGUCAUUGUUGCAGAGAAGAAAACUAUGAGUUCAGAGAAAUUGUCCUUAACUGUCCUGACGGGAGCACACUGCCUUACAAAUACAGGCACGUAACUACCUGCUCUUGUUCAGAUGAGUGCCAUCAAUCUGCGACCUCGGCAACCCGCUAAUGCUAACAUUACCUUUCCAAUUGUAACAGGCCAUGUAUUUAUAAGUAGGCAAAUGUAAUCUUCAAAUAGUGUGAACAGCAAAGUGUUUGUAUCUUUUUCAAAAAGUGAAUUUUCAUUAUAAGGUGAUCUGUUUUCUUGUCGACUGGACCUGAAAAAUAAAUACAACUUU